Molecule: messenger RNA, 1038 nt
Organism: Pocillopora verrucosa
Lineage: Eukaryota; Metazoa; Cnidaria; Anthozoa; Scleractinia; Pocilloporidae
Product: neuromedin-K receptor-like
Biological process (GO): G protein-coupled receptor signaling pathway
Cellular component (GO): plasma membrane
Molecular function (GO): G protein-coupled receptor activity
Source: RefSeq, a predicted model, not a curated record
AUGGAAAACAGCACUAACUCCUCAACUGGAGGCUCUCAGGGAGAAAGCUUUGAGUUCAGACUCACAAAGGCAACAAUUUGCAUGUUUGUUCUCGUCAUGUCCUUAAUUGAAAACAUGUUGGUGCUAGUGAUUCUUAAGAAGAACCAUCAAAACCGUAUGAGAACAGCUAAUACCUUUUUCAUCGCAAACAUGUCAGUGGCCGACGUUCUGUUCGCUUUACAGAACAUACCCCAUGCUUAUAACAAUUAUUUACUGAAAGAACGAUGGAAUCUUCAAGGAUGGGUUGGAAUUGCAUUAUGCAAGAUCGACAUGUUCUUUUCUCUUAUAACUAUAGUUACUGGAAAUCUUACUAUCUUAGCCAUUGCCGUGGAUCGAGUGUUUGCAGUGUACGUUCCGCUCAAGAAGAUCAUUACCCGAAGAAUCUGUUUUAUGAUCAUAUUUGUGACAUGGUUAAUACCCACGCUUUUCGCUUCACCCCUACUGUACUACGGUGACUUAAUAAUUAGAAACGGUGUCACCUCGUGUAAUCUCACAGAUAGAAGGAUUCUGAAAACGUGGUACAUGGUUUUGGCGGGAAUUUUAGCCACAACUCUCGCCACCAUCCUGGCGUUGUAUACAGCCAUUGGUUUCAAGCUUUCGGGUCGAAAAUUUCCUGGCAAUGCAAGUCAAAAAAAUCGCGAGCGCAGAUUGAAAAGAAAUCGCGAUAUUUUUAAGAUGCUCAUUACUUUGAUUGUCGUGUUUUACAUCUGUUCCUUGCCAAUUCUGAGUUUACAUGUGUCUUUGGUCCUUGGUUUCUACGAAUUGUUAAAAAUAAACCACAUCCGGUUUAUUGCAUUUUUGUUAUACUUCUCGAACGGUGCCAUUAAUCCAAUUAUUUACCUCAUUUUCAAUGAGAGCUUUCGUGAUGGGAUCAAGGCUGCUCUGUCUCAUUGCAAAUGCUCUAGGAGUCUUGCUUACUCUGUUGAAACUGAGGCUGCUGCAAGGAAAAAAAGCACAGAUGAUGGAAAUGAUGGACUGAGAUCCUCGACUCAGUUGUAA